Molecule: messenger RNA, 3903 nt
Organism: Tetrahymena thermophila SB210
Lineage: Eukaryota; Ciliophora; Oligohymenophorea; Hymenostomatida; Tetrahymenidae
Exons: 1
Source: RefSeq, a predicted model, not a curated record
AUGUAAUUUGGAUAAGUAUAAAACCAACUGUUAUUAGAGCAAUAAAGUGCAAAUAAUAACAGCUAGUUUGAUUAAAAGAUUGAACGAAGGCGAUUUUCGCUUUUAAAUGCAGAUAAAUCAUAGAGCUGUUCUCCUGUAAAGAAAUAGAAGAAAAAAGAUGCUAAAGAGGAGAAAAUAGACUUAGAUUUUGUAGAUGAAAACACCUUAAAUGCGAUUACGAGUAAUUUGAAGCUUUUUUAUGAAUUAGAAAUAGAAUAGUAUAGUAUAACUUAUAAUUAGUAGAUUAUGAACUUAAAGACAUAAAUAUAAAAAAAAGAAACAUAAGAAAAUAAUUUAGUGUCGGAAAUAAAGAGAAUUAAGUUAAAAUAUGAUUAGUUGCUUAUCGAUCAUGAGAUUUAAGUUAAGGAACUAAAUCAUAAAUACAAAUAUCAAUUAGAAUUAUUUAAAUGCUAGGUUGAGUAAUAAAUAAACGAAUAUUCCUCUUAGAUUGCUGAUGUUAUGAGUAAAAAUGCUGAACUUUUGGAUAUCUUAAGCGCAGAUCAUAGCAUUUGCUAGAAAUAUACCAGAUUAUUCAAAAAUUAUAAAAAUGGAUAAACUUAUUAAGAAGUGAUUACUAAGAAUAUAAGUUUGACAAAUGAAAUUAGGAUGAUGAAAAUAGAAUAGUAGAUAAUAUAGUAAGAUAAUUCAAACUAUAUUUAGCAUCUCUCAAAAUUAAAUAACAAAGUUAAUUUAUAUCAAAAACUCAAUGAAGAAAGAUAGUAAGAACUAAUUGAAAAAGAUUAAAUUAUUUAAUUGCAUUAGAAGUAGAAUGAAUAAAUGUAAUCAUAAUAUUAAACUCUCUUACAUGAGUUCUCAGCUAAAGUGCUUUCUUUAAUAAAACAAAAAGAUAUUUUAUAAGAUUAAAUUACAUAGCGAUUGUAAAAAUAGUUAAACGAAUCAGAAAAUCAAAAGAAGGAAUUUGUAAAUAAUAAUGAGCUAUUAGAGAAGAAUAUUUAGUACCUUUCUAACUAAAUUAAAGAAUACAAAAAGUAGAAUUUAGGUUUGUCUUAAAAAAUAUAUUCUUUGGAGCAAAAAAUCAAACACGAAAUUGAGAAUAGCACGUUAAAGAUAGAAACAAUGAGAAAUGACACUGCUAAGCUUAUCAAAUUACAUGAAAAAAAUAAUAUAACGAAAAAUGAUUAACAUAAUAUGCAAAUUUAAAAUUAAAAAUAGUAUUACGAGAAAUAAGUUACUGAUUGGAAGAACAAUUAUUACAAAGUUUCCUAAAAGUUAUGUGAGCUUGAGCAAAAUAUAACAAAUGGACCUAAAUACUAUCUAUAAAAAGCUUAUGAAGAUUACCAAUAAAACGUGUAGAGAACAGUCGAAGCAACUGAACAUAAAAUAUAAGAAAUAAUGUAGCAAAAUCUUAAGCUAUAGAAUGCUGUUAACUUAUAAAGUAAUGAAAAUUAAGCUCUCAAAGAUCAAGUUAUAGAGUUAAAAGAGUCAAAUUAAAAUUAUUUGGAUAUGGUGCAUAACUUUCAAAAAGAAUCUCUUCAGUAUUAAGAGAAAGCUCAAAUAAUGAGUUUGAUGUAUGAAGAGAAUAAAUAAGAGCUUAUUGAAAUAAAGUAGAGGCUUCAGAAAGAGUAAGAACUGAGGUAAAUUAUAGAAAAAGAGUAGUGUGAGUCUCAGCUAAAAUUAGAGCAAUAAAUAUAAAAUCUGAAGAGAGAAAUUAUCUCAAUAACUCAAUCAAAUAAAAAUUAAAAUCAUAUGCAAGAUUAAUUGAAUCAAUCUUUAAAGGUAGAGAAAAUCUCUUUAAAUACUUCUAAGCAUUUUAAUAUAAGUAAUUAAAUUUAAAAUUAAUAAAACUAGUUAUUGUCAGGAUAGAAAACAUAAUAUAAUAAUAGCAGUAUAUUUAAUACAAUUGGUUUAGAAAUAAAUCAAGAUCAAUCAAUAGAAUAAUUAUUUGAGCAAUCGUAACAGUUUAAUAUGCAAAAUAAGACAUAAUUAAAGUAAUCACAUGUGUAAAAUACGAAAAAUGCUAAUAAUUUUAUUAGUUAUGAUUUCUGGUAAAUGUAAUCGUUUUGCUCGAGAAUGAUGAGUGAUUUCUAAGCUAAUUUUGAGAAGACGCUCUCAGCUAUUAAAGACAAUAUUGAUAAAUAGUAUCAUAAUUCAUUUUUUAAAGAAAUAAGAUUAACUAUAGAAAAAGAUUCAAGAGUUUUGGAUCUACCUUUUGAAGAAAAAAAGCAAUUUACUUUAAAGGCAACAGAGUAUUUUGCAUUAGUUCUUGAUAGUAGAAUGAAAGAGCUAAAAAUACAAAUCCUAAUAAAUUAAAUUUCAAAUUUAAUGAACACUGAGCUAAAGGAAAAAGUAAAUCUUUAGACAUAGCUUGAAAAAGCUCUUAAAGAGAAUGUUGCUUUACAAAAGGCAAACCAGAAUAGAAUAGGGAAUGAAUCGGAGGAUUUUAAAAAUAUUUUAUAGAAUUAAAUUAACAGAUUAUUCUAAAACCUAAAAGAUUUAGACUCUUAGAAGCUGCAAUAAAUUGAAGUCAAGUAGAUAGAGCAAGCUAUUAAAAAGGAGUUAAGUACUCAAUACGAAACAAAGCUAAAUAUGGAAUUAGAAGAAAACAAAAGAUUUGUAUCAAACAUGAAGCAGGAAUACAAUAAUUUACUGAGGAUGCAUGAAGAAAGAGUCAGUGAUAUAACUAUUAAACUAGGAUCAGAAAUUGCUUUUCUACACUCAUAGCUUGAGAAAAAAAUUCAAGCGGCUGUUACUUUUAAUUCAUCUGGUAAAAUAGAAAAUCUAAACCAAAGUUUAUUUCCUUAAUCGUAAGUCUAAAAUUAAGAACAGUCAUCUUCCCCUAAGCAGAGAGAUAUGCCCUUAACCACUACUUAAAAUUUUUUAAAGAACUGCACAUAUUCGAACAAUAAAGAAAAUAAUAAAAGGAAUUCAUUAAAUAGCGAAAAUGGUAUGAGACAGAACACAUUAAUCUAAACUAUGUCUGUUCUUAAUUAGUCAAUUCCAUAUUAAAUUGUACUUAAAGCAGCAAAUCAAUCUGAAAAUCUUGAUAAAAAUAAAUAGAGGCAGUCUCUAAGGUUUGGAGGAAGAUAGAUAACAGUUUCUCAACAUUUGAAUACAACAGGUGAAAUUUCAACUUUACCUUCUUCUAAUUAAUAUUAUAUGAAGAAUAAUCUCCAUUCAUAGUCAUUAGAACAUGGGAUUGACAUAAAUUGCUCUCCAUAAUACUCUUCAUCAAAUUCAAAAGAAAAAGAAUUAUUUUCAAAACCAUCACUCAGUUACUCUUUCGAAAAUAAUAAAGAAAUACAACUUCCAACUUCGAUAAAAUCAGAAUUAUAAAAUAAGAAAUUCAAUACAAAAAAAUAUUUAAAUUAAAGUGUAGAUAUUUUAGAGGGAAUUCGAGAAGAAAAAUAAAAUAGACUAAAUGAUUUUCUUAACUCAGAUAUCCUUGAUGUUUCAUCGAAAGAAAAUAAAAGUAACACUUUUAAUGACCACGAGUUGAGAAAGACAUACUAGCACUUUGUACUCCCUUCUAAAAGCGUAGAGCCCACCUUGAGUAGAGCUGCGUAGAGUGGUUUGGGUACUAAAAAGAAUUUUUUAAAUUCAACAAUAUCUGUCUUAAAAGACACCUAGUUCAGCUCAAAGUCUUAAAAUAAUAAAAAAAUUAUGCGCUUAGGAUAGAAAAAUACCUUAUAGGGAAUGUCGCCAGCAUAAUAAAAUAUAAAUAACAAAGGACAAAUUUAAUAAAACUUUAAACAUUUUAGUAACCAAAAUAAUCUGAGCAGAUAAAAAUUUAAACUGAGUCAGCUUGCUCUUAUUUCAAACGAAUCUAUCAAUAUUUAGAUGCAGCUCUCAAAUUCAAAUUAAGGCUUUAAUACUAAUACUUAUAAUUCUAUUAAUAAAUAAUGA